AUGCAGGCUGAACUGAAGCAAAAAAUCGAGGACAAACCGCGGGCUCUCAACCGGGCUCUGGAUGAACUGCAUAACGACCAGGGCAGUCGGGUAAAUGUGGCCGAAUCUGUGCUUGAGUUAAUUAAUGUGGUUUGGCCGAAUCCAGCACAAGGAGGGCAUGAUUCGACCAACUUUCGCCAGGUUAUGCGUUAUGUCUCAAACCUACUUCGCUCCGGCGAUGAGGACCAGUUGCUGUCAUCUCGCUCGAUUCCGUCGCCUACGUACAAAAGCGUCGAUAUGCCGUCGCCCGCUUAUCCACCAUUUAUGGAGAGAGGUGGCGCAGAGCACACGACCGCACGUGCAAAGAGCCCUCUAGAUCGAGUGGAUGGUCUUCAGACGGGCCACGUGGAAACAGAUUCUCUGAACAUGGCUAUUUCACCUACCGACCUUGCGGCUAUCUUCCCAUAA
Messenger RNA from Aspergillus luchuensis, 447 nucleotides. RefSeq lists its product as uncharacterized. The record is from RefSeq and is a predicted model, not a curated record. Bases 1 to 447 code for a protein of 148 amino acids. NCBI's taxonomy places the organism in Eukaryota, Fungi, Ascomycota, Eurotiomycetes, Eurotiales, Aspergillaceae. The transcript is spliced from 3 exons.